GAAGUUAAAGUUGUUAAGCCGGCCUUCAUUGCGGUUGCGGCCAAACCCCUCUCCCCUCUCGCGCCCAGAUUACUACGGAGAAAGGAGAAAAGGCGGCCACUGGUCGACUUGAAGCGGAGGGAGGAUUGUUGGCAAAGUCGAUCUUAGUCAAGGACAGCAUGGAACAGUGGUCCAAUUGAGCCCAUCGUGUGUGCCAGCAUGGGGCUGCAGUAUUUUAACUAAAGUCAAGUCUACUAGCAUACCUCUUGCAAUCAAGGUUCGCCGAACUCCGGUGCAAAUCCAAAAAACCCAUCAAUGGAAACUGAUGUGGCCUCCUCUCCUCCCCCAAAACCAACAGUAAACUCCUAUUCUCAAACUCAAAACCUUAGCUCGAGCUCCUCACCGCUGCCACCGUCAGUAUUACGGCAAUGGAGGCAACAUGCACAGAGAAACAUGAGAAACCAGUGGUCGAAAUUUGCUUCAUAUCGGCAACAAUGGGCCUCUUUCACUUCUAGUGGCAGAUCUCACGCAACAUCUCUUGUCAACGCUUAUCUCAACCUAAGAUACAUACCUUCAAUGGAGCUGGGAAUUCUCCAUGAUAUGCCUGCUAUUCAAGCGAAAGCUUCCCAGAAGAUUUUUAAGCAGCAGGAGCUUCAUCAAAGCAAACUUUUAACGACGUACAAGGAUAUGGUGGGUGUUGUAACUCAUAUGGUCAAUGCUGCUAGGUCCAUGAGAUCUUUUUUGAGAGGGGCCAGUAGUAGUCUUAUUAUGCAAUUUUCUAGCUCUUCAGAUGAUAUGAAUGACAAUGGUGAUGGUGGUGGGAUUCCAGUCUUUGCAUUUCUAUCAAUCUCGUCACUUGAGCGAUUGGCUGAGGAACUUGUUCAGAUGUUCAUAUUUGAAUUGGCUUUAAAGCGGUUGAUUGUGGUUGCAUUACUUGUCAUUAAUAGCGAAGCUCCACAAGGCAAUGAGUUGUGUUGGUCUGAUGAGCUUUAUGCAGGAGAAUUUAAGGACUUGAUUAUCUGCAAUUUGUAUUCCAAGGAAACUUGUGAGCCACUAUUUCCAAAAUUGAACGGUUCAAAAUCUAGUAUUCCAGCUGUGCGAUGUACCAGUCAGCCAAAUGACCAGACUUUGCAGAGUUAUAUUACAACAUGGCUUGCAGAGGUGAACCUGGACGCGCACAGGGUGGAUGAAAUUUUUGCAAUGGUUGGGGAAGAAAUGAAUGUUGGAAUUUCAUAAGCUGCUUUGAUGGUCAAAGAGUUGUUGAAGUUACUCCUAUUCUAUCAAGCAGCCAUCAAAGCCAGAACAAAGUUUCUGCAGAUAAUCUGGCAAAUAUGUGAAGUUGUCAACAAUUCUAGGACAGCAAUUGCAGGAAAGUCUGCAUAUCAGUUUGCCCAAAUGCAUUGGAAAGGGUGAUUUUGGUUAUGUUCACCUCAGGAAUUUUCAAUGAGUGGACUAUUUGGAGGGUUCAUAUAUGAUUAGCUGUAAUUUAGAUAUAACUCUCCUAUUUUGCAAUGUCAAUUACAUAGCAUACAGUCAGCUGUAAAUAUUUACAUCUUUUCUAAUUAGAUAGCUUAAAUUAGGCCAGCUAGCAUUCCUAUCGACUUCCUGUAAUCAAGCAUUUGUAAACCCUGUAUAAUAAAGUAAUGCCGGUCUCAAAUUUUCUUGAUGUGGAA
Tripterygium wilfordii is the source of this 1652-nucleotide messenger RNA. RefSeq lists its product as uncharacterized. The record is from RefSeq and is a predicted model, not a curated record. NCBI's taxonomy places the organism in Eukaryota, Viridiplantae, Streptophyta, Magnoliopsida, Celastrales, Celastraceae. The coding region runs from base 295 to 1215 and encodes 306 amino acids. The transcript is spliced from 9 exons.